CAGCGCAAAUACAGCCCAGAGUUUGUGUACUGCUGAUAUGACUCAACUCUUAAAAAUUCAUACGCAAAAGUCAUAACAAUACAUGUGCAUCAAUUUAUUAAUUAUUUGUGAAUAUUAAUACAUUAAAGGGUUGCUGGAGAAUCUAAAAAUAAAGCAGAACCAGACCAAGCUGAUUGACAAAAAAAUACUUGAACAAGAUUUACUUAAGAUGUCUAGAUGUUACUAAGUUUUAGACAGCUUCGCAGGUUGUUGAAAUAAAACCGAACUAGGACAAAGCUGAUAGAGUGAAUAAUACCAUAGUUGGUGGAUGAAAUUUAAGGAAUUUUAUAACCUGGAAGUUAUAAGAACAUAUUGAUAUUGGAACAGGUCUAGUGUAUUUUAGAUUACUGUUGAUCUGGAAUUGUGGAGUUGAAGGUUUAAAUAAUGGGUGAUGAUUAUGGUGAUGAUGACUUGGUUAUACACUCGUCAAUUAAUAUUCCAGGAUGGAGUGACAAUGAACUGCGAGUGAUGAGUAGAACGUACAAAUUUGUGAUGAAUAAAUGGAACCCAAAAACAGCUAAAACUAUAUUAACACGAUUUUUUAAUUUUUAUUUUACUGGAAGAAUUCCAUCUGAAGAUAAUUUGAUAGCUACAGUUCAUGACUGUGUAUCUCUUGCCCACGUUGAUGGUCAUCGGCUUUUCAAUCCCAGACCUUCUGGAAAAAUAUACUACCAAGACAAUGUUUCAACACCAACCUCCGUGACUUCAGAGAUUAAUGGUAUCUCAGAGGGUCCAGCUGUGACACGCAAACUCUCUGCUUUCCACAGCUACAUAAAAAAGGCUAUUGAUGAUUUUCACACCAAGUCUAGUACUUGUACUUCUGACAGAGAACUCCAGGCAUUGGCUGGUUUUUUAGCAUUAACAUUAUGUCGAUUUGCUACAAGAAAUCUAAAGCAAAUGAUGAUAGCAUUUAAUGAUGCUCAGUAUCGGAAUAUUCUUGAGUCAGCAGCAGGAUGGUCUAAAGACAAGCCAUUUGCUCCUCCAAUCAAAGAAGUAUUGAGUUCAUGUUGUACUCAACUUACCAAAAGUUCCCCUGAAACUCGAAUCUUGUUUUGCAUUCUAGCAGAUGAAAUGGUGAGAACUCAUGCACUAGACAACCCAAAACCAAAAAAUCGAGGAUAUCUUGAUGCCUCAGUGCUUUCUGAUACAGCAUACAAUGGAUUAGGAAUGAUCAAGAUGCUGAUAGAUGUUUGUGAAUUGCUAGAAAUAUCCUGGGAAGCGAUUCGUCCUCUACUGUCGAAUGAUCACGCUGAAAAAUCUUGUCGAAGGAUUGAUGAUUUUUUUACCAACUACCUGAAAAAAGGAGAACAUGGAUUUGCUUGGGCACGAAUUAUUGACGAUGGAUAUCUUCGAGGUUAUUCGCCCAAAGAAAAUGAAUUUGUGUGCAUUGCAUUUACUGCUAUCAUUGAAUAUGAUAAAGGUCCUGCAGUAUGGCAAGCACCAUGGAUUAAAUCCAAUGUUAGUUUUUAUUUUGCUGCUAAACAAAGGGGAAAAACCAUAUAUGAAAAUAAAACAAUAAGAAGGAAAGCAAAGUUGGUUAAAUCUGUAAAAGUACCAGAUAAAACACCUGGACCUCCAGUUCAAAAUGAAUUGGAGCUAAAUAUGAAAAAGCCUCUAGAUGAUAGAGAAUUAGAUGGUGUGGAUCUCUUUGAAUACUAUAACGGAUUAGCAGCAGAAGUAGUUCCUAUCUCUGACUUUAUUAAAAAGGCUACUCAGUUGUCAGAAGGAAAUAAAGAUUGGACGAAUUUUUGGCAUUCACAUGGAGAGAUGUUGAAUAAAUGGUCAUCAGAUGGUCACCAUGAUGUAGUCAGGCAUCUCUUUAAAACACUCAAGCAUGGUCUUCCUGUCGCAGUAGAAUGUGUCAAGAUGGGUAAAUUAUCAAUCAUGUCUGCCAAAGCUUCUCAAUAUGACAUGAUGAUGAAAGAGUUGAAAAGGCUUACAGAUCAUUUGCAUAUUAUGAAUGAAACCCUUAGAGCAGAAAGUGAAGCUCGUGAAGCUAAAAACCUUGAUUUAAUUCAACGAAGUAAAGCAACUUUGUCUGCUUUGGCUACAUUGGAACGAAGUGUCAAGAACAUUAUUUUGCAAAAAGAAUCAUGAACUUAACACUUUUAUAUUUGGAAAAGGUUUCACUUAUUAAAUAAACUUGCUUCAUAAUAUGUUGGAUACAGACAUGUUGAUAAAUAUUUAUCAAUAAAAAACAAGAAAUGAUGAUUGAAAGAAAUGGUAGUGUUGAGGAAUUUAAGGGUAAAAAUUCAGAAGUUUGAACUUUGUUUAAUAUAAGAAUAAACUGUCUGAUGUAACAUAUGAAUUUCUUAUAUUC
Chelonus insularis is the source of this 2359-nucleotide messenger RNA. RefSeq lists its product as uncharacterized. The transcript is spliced from 3 exons. The record is from RefSeq and is a predicted model, not a curated record. NCBI's taxonomy places the organism in Eukaryota, Metazoa, Arthropoda, Insecta, Hymenoptera, Braconidae. Bases 424 to 2136 code for a protein of 570 amino acids.